Mycosarcoma maydis (corn smut) is the source of this 897-nucleotide messenger RNA. Its product is annotated as putative vacuolar protein sorting/targeting protein. The coding region runs from base 1 to 897 and encodes 298 amino acids. The record is from RefSeq and is a predicted model, not a curated record. Gene Ontology annotation, cellular component: retromer complex; endosome. NCBI's taxonomy places the organism in Eukaryota, Fungi, Basidiomycota, Ustilaginomycetes, Ustilaginales. Gene Ontology annotation, biological process: intracellular protein transport; retrograde transport, endosome to Golgi. The transcript is spliced from 5 exons.
AUGGCGUCGUUCUUCUCCUUCUCCUCGCCGGUCGAUGUCGACGUGCGGUUGGAAGACGAAGAUGCGCGAAAACAGGUCGAGAUCAAGAUGGACAAGGCGGGCAAGGAAAAGUGUCCCAUCUACUUUGAUGGGGAAAGUGUGAAAGGAUCGGUAUCGGUGCGCGUACGCGAUGGCAAGAAACUUGUACAUGAGGGUAUCAAGAUCGAGUUUGUUGGCAGUAUAGAAAUGUUCUACGACCGCGGCAACCACUACGAAUUCCUCUCGCUCGUACAGGAGCUCGCAUCACCGGGAGAGAUGAGGGCAGCACAAAACUUUGAAUUCGAGUUCAAAAACGUCGAAAAGCAGUAUGAAAGCUAUAACGGCAUCAAUGUCAAGUUGAGGUAUUAUAUUCGGGUCACGAUAUCAAGACGCUUGACCGAUGUGGUCAAGGAACGCGAUAUCUGGGUCCACUCGUAUCGCAUGCCACCAGACUCGAACAACGCCAUCAAGAUGGAAGUCGGUAUCGAGGAUUGUUUGCACAUCGAGUUUGAGUACAACAAGUCAAAAUAUCACCUGAAAGACGUCAUUGUGGGCAAGAUCUAUUUCCUUCUCGUUCGAAUCAAAAUCAAGCACAUGGAACUAUCGAUCAUUCGACGCGAAACCACUGGCGCGGCGCCGAACCAGUACAACGAAUCCGAGACCAUCACCAAGUUCGAAAUCAUGGACGGUGCUCCCGUGCGAGGCGAGACUAUUCCCAUUCGUCUCUUCUUAGGUGGAUUCGAACUGACUCCUACGUUCCGAGAUGUCAACAAAAAGUUCAGCACGAGGUAUUACCUGAAUUUGGUGUUGAUCGACGAGGAGAACAGGAGGUACUUUAAGCAACAGGAAAUCACGGUGUUUAGAAUCCCCGAAAACUAG